Messenger RNA from Hydractinia symbiolongicarpus, 989 nucleotides. Its product is annotated as mediator of RNA polymerase II transcription subunit 9-like. Gene Ontology annotation, cellular component: mediator complex. NCBI's taxonomy places the organism in Eukaryota, Metazoa, Cnidaria, Hydrozoa, Anthoathecata, Hydractiniidae. Gene Ontology annotation, biological process: regulation of transcription by RNA polymerase II. Bases 376 to 732 code for a protein of 118 amino acids. The transcript has 3 exons. The record is from RefSeq and is a predicted model, not a curated record. Gene Ontology annotation, molecular function: transcription coregulator activity.
GUACGCGAUACUCAAAUAGCCAAUACAUUGACCAUUACUAACCAUAAGACACAAACCAAAGUUAGCUUUUUUCAUAGUAGGGCGUUCUCGUGAAUAAAAAAUAGUUUAUUAUGUUCCCACUUUGUAUUUAUUUGUUACUUGUACAACUUUUUUAUGCUCCUACAACCUUAAGGGAAGAAAUUUUCGCGGCUACGAAUUUUCGCGGCUAGGAAUUUUUCGCGGUAUUUAUUUUCGCAAUUCGCGUUCCCGAAAAUCAUGUUCGCAAAAAUUUCCCUUGAGGUACCUACGCUGCAAUGUUUUGAUGUGACUUUUUGUUGUAUUUUAUAUCACACUAGUAGUAUUAGAAAUAACUAGAGGAAUAAAAAGAUUGUUGGUAUGAGUCUGCCUGGAGGAAGUGCUGUUGUGGCAGCUAAUAUGUCAGUUCAAGUUGCACAGGCUAGUUUGGAGAAGGACUUUGAUUUGUUACAAAUGGUACUCGAUAUGAUGACGUCAAUUGAAAAUGCAAAAGACCAGAAAGAUGAGCUUACACGUAAGGUGCUUGCUUUCAAAACAAAGAUGGCGCAAUGUCGUGAACUGCUAAAUAAAAUUCCUGGCUUAGAUAAUUCACCAGAAGAACAGGAGAAGUUGUAUCAGAAGUGUGUUGUCGAUCUACAAAAAAAAGAGGAGGCUUUGGAGAAAUUCAAAAUGUUAAAUGUCAUUACAGCUGCUUCUGUUAAGCAAGAAGAGCCGUGACCGAAAGUUCACAAUAUAUACCCAUUAUGGAUGAUUAUCUCAGGCGGUUACUGUAAGGCUAUGGAAACGUCGUACUAACCGCUGGCAAAAACUUGUGACUUAGGUGCUUCAUGCUUACUUUGAGGAAAUAGUGUGCCGUUUUGAAUAAUUUGGGUGAUUUCACGCAAAGUUUAAAUGUUAUGGUCAUCAACAUUGUCACUAAUUUGUAAUCAAUAAUUUUACGAUAAUAAUAUAAUGAUAAUUAUAAUUUUAUAAAA